AUGAGUGACAGUGAGCAAGGCAGCUCUGGGCGCCCGCCCAUCGACGGCUACGUCGAUCCAAACUUUCCCAAUCCCAACGGCGAGUGGGACACGCCCGUCAUCAUCUACGGUUACACUCCCGCCUUUUCGCUCGCCGUGUUCGCCGCCGUCUGGUUCGCCGUCUUCCUCGUUGUCCACCUCGUCCAGACGAUUCGCUUUCGGAGCUGGUACUUCAUCACGUUUCCCAUCGGGCUCUUGUUUGAGAUUGUCGGAUACAUUGCGCGCUCGCUUUCAGCCAAGGAUGAUCCGUAUCAUCUACUAUACUUUAUCCUCAACUACUUCUUCAUCGUCACGGCGCCCGUCUUCCUCGCUGCGGGUGUGUACACUAUCCUCUCAGCAUUGAUACCCCGGCUUGGACGCCGAUACUCGUUCCUCCCGCCCAAGGCCAUCCUCUGGUUCUUUAUUACUUCCGACGUCAUCGCAACUGUGGUCCAGAUCACAGGCGCUGCUCUCAUCGGUGUGCGACAGUCAAACCGCGACGAUCCCACAGACGCAAACAACAUCCUCCUCGGUGGCUUAGCCUACCAGGUCUUCUCCCUUGGCGUCUUCGUCAUCUUGACCGCGAGCUUUCUCUUCCGAAGCCGACAAGAGAUUCGUACACGAGGUCGAACACUCACCAGUUUCUGCGUCGCAUUCGCAGUAGCCACUAUCCUCAUCUAUCUGCGAACGUGUUUCCGUCUGGCAGAGACGGCAGAGGGAUUAGGCGGCCACCUUUAUUCCAACGAGAUUUACUUUGCUUGCCUCGAGUUUGCUCCCGUGGCGUUGGCUGUGUUGCUGUUUGCUAUCUGGUAUCCUGGACGUAAGCUGGCCGUUUUAAACGUUCCUGGCAUCACCAUCACCCACGUCAUUGUCGCCGCCAUCCACAUAAACGACAAGCCCGAGGACAUCACCCUCAACGACCACCACCCAUCUCACCCCCGCUUCCAGACCAUGUGGGCCGAGCUCCGCGUGCUGCAGGCCUCGGGCGUGAAAGUCAUGGGCAUGCUGGGCGGCGCUGCCAAGGGGAGCUAUCAGCGCCUUGACGCCGACCAGGAGCAGUUUGACAGGUUCUACGGUCCUGUGAGGGACAUGAUUCGGGAGCGUGGGCUAGACGGUCUUGAUCUGGACGUGGAGGAGGAGAUGAGUCUAGGAGGGAUCGUUCGACUGAUAGAUCGCCUUCGAAGCGACUUUGGUCCCAGUUUCAUCAUCACUUUGGCACCCGUUGCCAUGUCUCUGCUCGACUUUACCAAGAACCUCAGCGGCUUCGACUACGAGGCUCUCGAAGUCAUGCGGGGCCGCGAUAUUGCCUGGUACAACACACAAUUCUACUGCGGCUGGGGAGACUGCAGUAACCCCCUCAUGUACGACCUCAUGAUCCAAAAGGGUUGGCCUCCGGAGAAGAUUGUCAUCGGACUCGUCACCAACCCGGAAAACGGCGGUGGCUAUGUGCCUAUGAACCCUCUCAGCAUGGUCCUCACAACACUGCGAGGUCGUUAUGGUUCCUUUGGAGGUAUCAUGGGUUGGGAGUACUUCAACAGCUUGCCUGGAGGUACGGCACGACCGUGGGAGUGGGCGAGGGACAUGACCAAACUUCUAAGAGGGCAUUUGUUUCCACAGUCGGCAGAAACAGCAGUGGUAACGGAUGGGUCGGUACCUACAGCUAACGCAACUAACGAAAUCGAUGCGGACGCUCCAGGGGGGAAGGAUGUAAAGGUUCCGAAGCAGUUCGACUACUACUCGGAUGGAGCAGAUGAUGAAUAG
Fusarium falciforme is the source of this 1779-nucleotide messenger RNA. Its product is annotated as GH18 domain-containing protein. Gene Ontology annotation, cellular component: membrane. The record is from RefSeq and is a predicted model, not a curated record. Gene Ontology annotation, biological process: carbohydrate metabolic process. The transcript is spliced from 4 exons. NCBI's taxonomy places the organism in Eukaryota, Fungi, Ascomycota, Sordariomycetes, Hypocreales, Nectriaceae. Bases 1 to 1779 code for a protein of 592 amino acids.